Molecule: messenger RNA, 678 nt
Organism: Rhizophagus irregularis DAOM 181602=DAOM 197198
Lineage: Eukaryota; Fungi; Glomeromycota; Glomeromycetes; Glomerales; Glomeraceae
Molecular function (GO): copper ion binding; electron transfer activity
Source: RefSeq, a predicted model, not a curated record
AAAAAUCUAAAAUCUCCCUAAAAAAUAAAAAAAUUUAACAAACAAUUCUUUUUUCUUUUUUUUCAAAAAAUGAAUAAAGAAAUUUUUACCUUCAUUGUUAUUUUGGCUGCUCUUGUUACUCUCAUCCAAUCAGCCACUAUAGUUGUUGAAGUUGGUUCUGAUAACAAAUUACAAUUUUUUCCAAAUAAUAUUAAAGCUGUGACUGGUGAUUCGGUUCUGUUCAAAUUUGUAUCAGGAAAUCAUAAUGUCGUCCAAUCCGAUAAAGCUGAUUCUUGCGAAAAAUCUAAUGACCCUAAUGCUUUUCAAUCAGAAGUCAAUCCUCCUUCAAAAGAAUUUACUGUUACAAUAACUCAAACAUCAGGAAAUAUCUGGUUUCACUGCAGUGUUGAUCAACAUUGUGCAUCUGGUAUGAAAGGAGCUAUCAAAGUUACAAGCAAUCAAACCUCGGAUGCUAUUGUAAUGCCAAGAUCAUUUAUUGCUUUAAGUUUUGGUACUUUGGUUUCAAGCUUUAUCUCUUGGUUGUAAAAAAAAAAAGGGGGAAUUUUACAACGGAAUUUCUUUAUUUAAUAAUUUUGCAUUUAACCUUUAAUUAGGAUACAAUUAAUUAAUUUAUUUAAUAUUGUUCGUUGUUUUUAGUUUGUAAGAUUUGUAGAUAUUUUUCUUUAUUUUAAUUUGCAG